AAACAUUAAAUUCGCAUGGAGCUAUGAACCCAUUAAGGUGAUUAAAUAAUUCAUAAAGACUCAUUGCUUUUCCAAAUUUGAGAUUUGAAUACAGUCUGCUAGUCUGGACUAUCAUAUCAUGAUAUAUCUUACAUCAUCGAAAAGAUGUUGUCUUGAUGACAGUUCAUAUAUUCGAAGCUCACCGGGCGCGGGGUUAGUUUAGCGCCUUGGCCAUUCUGGUGUUUACAUCGCGUGUAUCUUUCUCCUCCUUCCUAGAGAUAUAUCAAGCAAACUUCGAAACCUCUCAAUCUCAAGUUAAUAAAAUCAUCACACCGCUCGAUACAAGAGGCCUCAUAGGAAAAGUAUGUAGGCUGAAUCAAAUGUCUCUCCGAUGGCUGAGAUGGUCUAAGAUGUGCUGUUUCUCGUACAACCAAAACGCGGCUUUCAGCUCAUCUAAAUAAUAUCACUCCAUAAAUUUGAAGGAAGGAUCUCUUCAUUUAUCACAGCGUGGGAAAAGACUAGUUUGAUAGCUUCAUUCUCAAUGGCAACGAAACCCGAUACUUCAAUGGAGGGUACUCCAGAUUCUUCUCAAAUUUCCGUGCUUUUCCUCGCAUAUGAUACCUUCAAUACACUAGAUAUCCAUGGACCUCUCGAUGUCCUGGGAAAUGUCGCACUGAGCGCAGAUCCAUUCAAACUUACCAUUGCAGCUCAACACGAUAUCAUCACAUCAGCCGAAGGAGCAAAAAUUCAACGUCACAUCUCCUUCAUUACGGCCUUCGAAACCCUCGCAAACUACGAUAUUCUCAUUCAACCUGGUGGUUCCUCUGAUGAUAUCUUCCCUCAUCUAUAUCCACACAAAAAUAGUCAAUUCUCAGAUAUGCUCAAUAUUAUCGAAGAAUUCUCACAACUUAGUUCAUCACCUCGUUUAAAUGGUCCGCGGAUCAUAAUGUCAAUUUGUACGGGGGCACUCUUUCUUGGUUCUGCGGGGAUAUUUUCAGGGUUGAAUGCAACGACUCAUUUUCUCACUUUGCCGAAACUCAAAAUUAUCUGCGAUGCAUAUACUGCGAGGAGUUCAACUCACAAACCAACAACCGUUGUGCCGAAUCCUGCGUCUUUGAAUUUUAGAUAUGUGAAGGAACAGUUGAGUUUAGAUAGGAAAGUGAGGGUUAUUAGUAGUGGAGGUAUUAGCUGUGGGAUUGAUGCUACACUUUACUUGUUGGCAUUGGUGAAGGGAAUUCAGCCUGCAUUAGCGGUUGCGCAGAUGAUGCAAUAUGUUUGGAGGGAGAUGCCAUAAUCUUGUGUGAGUUAUGGAUGGUUUCAAUGGCUCGACUGCAGUCCAACAACAAGGUAUCGCUGAUUUUUGAAUUUUUUGGUCCAUUUAUAACCUUACCAUCUGGAAAAUUGAAACUUUUCAGAAAAUUCAAUCCCUUCAGUUUUCCAAACUCUUAUCAAAGCUCAAAACUUUGAGAUCCUGACUACGAUUCGGACUAUUGGACAUCAACUUGCUGUGGGAGUUUCCAAAUUGUGGUUUAAAGAGUAUGUAAGACUAAUUCCAUUAUACUUAGAACAAGGUUCUGAAUCUCCAUGAUCCCAACUUCCACCAUCCCCUGACUGUUGCGAGUCUCUGCAUGAGUUUCCUCUAGACUAUAAUACUCUUGUCCUCUAGACGUUCCUAUACAUCCCAAUAGACCUAUCUCUCCGAAUGCUCAAAAACCUACAAUCUCCCCAUCUAUUCCAUAAUCCUAUCAGGUUCCCAACCAAUAACCCCCAAACCAAAACCUCCAUAACGCCCAAAUUCCAAAUUUCAAACUCCA
Molecule: messenger RNA, 1793 nt
Organism: Sclerotinia trifoliorum
Lineage: Eukaryota; Fungi; Ascomycota; Leotiomycetes; Helotiales; Sclerotiniaceae
Source: the annotation of a GenBank genome assembly